Hippocampus zosterae (dwarf seahorse) is the source of this 2280-nucleotide messenger RNA. It is a transcript of the gene cetp, whose product is annotated as cholesteryl ester transfer protein, plasma. The record is from RefSeq and is a predicted model, not a curated record. Gene Ontology annotation, molecular function: phosphatidylcholine binding; cholesterol binding; cholesterol transfer activity. Gene Ontology annotation, cellular component: high-density lipoprotein particle. Bases 266 to 1852 code for a protein of 528 amino acids. The transcript has 18 exons. NCBI's taxonomy places the organism in Eukaryota, Metazoa, Chordata, Actinopteri, Syngnathiformes, Syngnathidae. Gene Ontology annotation, biological process: reverse cholesterol transport; high-density lipoprotein particle remodeling; triglyceride metabolic process.
AAGGCUUACUGCUGAAAAACGUGCUCAUAUCGGAAUGGUCUCCUAUAUUGGACUGUAUGGAUUAUUUGCAGUUCUGACUGGGUACCCCGUUAUAACCUCUUAAUCAGAAAAGCAAGGGCACAAGACAUUUGAUGGGGGGAAAAAGAGGAAAGCUCAACAUUUGAGAGAUAACAAAGUCAAGAUCACAAGUAGGGUUAAAUGAGGUAACGGUAGCAGCUUCGGUAAAAACCAGUCGCCACAUUGACAAAAGAGCCCAACUGUGAAAAUGAGCCUGAACUCCAACCAAAACUCACAGAUCCCAGGGACCAAGAGAGUGGGUACAGAGUCCGCUUACAAAAUGACCCAUGGCGUUUCUCCACUGUUACUCGUCCUACUCCUGUUAUCUGUGUAUGGAUCAUCUCAUGGGUGCCUGCAGGAUACGACCGCAGCUUACAGAUUCACUGGGGCCGUGUGCCGUUUGACCUACCCUGCCGCUGUUGUGUUGAAUGAGAAAACCACUAAAGUGAUCGAGGCAGCGUUCCAAUAUGCUAGAUAUCCAGGUGUUAAAGGAGAGAGGUCUAUGCCUCUCUUGGGCAAAAUCUCAUAUGGCCUUGAAAACAUGGAGAUUCACAACCUGACGAUAGGUCAGAGCUCCUUUCAGCUUCUUCCCGGUGAAGGCAUCGCCAUGGAGAUAAGCAACGUAUCUGCAGUCUUCAUUGGGACCCUCCACUACGAAUAUGGCAGUUGGCUAGUCAACGUUGCUCAGUCAAUUAAUUUUGAGAUUGAGUCACAGAUUGACCUUGGGAUCAACCCCAAACUCUAUUGCGGUAAGGGGAAGGUAGCAGCAGACACGUCAUCCUGUCACUUGAACUUUGACAAACUGCGCUUGCACCUGCAGGGAGAAAGAAAACCAAACUGGCUCAAGAAGCUCUUCACUGACUUCAUUACGUUGACGGUCAAGCUAGUCAUCAAGGGCCAGAUUUGUAAGGAGAUCAACAAGGUGGCAAACAUAUUAGCUGACUUCAUACAGGAGAGAGCAGAGCAGUUCCUCAGUGACGGAGACAUCGGUGUAGAUAUCGGUGUGACCACUGCUCCCACCGUCACUGCUCACUACAUUGAAUCAUACCACAAGGGGCUCACAAAGUACAACAACACUUCCAGUGUCAUUCGUGAUUCCGUUUUCAAUCCAAGUCAGCUGACUGAAAACCGGAUGCUCUACUUUUGGAUCUCAGACCAGGUCUUAAACCCGAUGAUGACUGCUGCCCACCAAGAUGGUCGCUUCCGGCUUAACAUCACUGGAGCGGAGUUGAUUGAACUUUUCAAGUUAAAUGUCACGGCAGCCAUGCCUGAUUUUUUAAGAAAGUGUCUUGUCGAAACAAGUCAUCCAGAAUUACGUGUGUGGAGUUCGUCUGUGCCCUACAUUAACACCUCCACUUUCGGGACAACAGUCUGGACCGAGGCCUCUGGCCAAAUAUGGUGUGAAAGUCAAGAAACUCUCUUCUUUAAGACGUUCAUCAUGGCAGAUGUCACGGUCUCUUAUGUCAACAAACACGUCUCACUGCACGGCGAAUCUUUACAGGUUGACGUACUACAUGCUGAAUUGCACCAAUCUCCUCCGGGAGCUCAAGCACCACUGGAUUUCAUACGAGAAGCUUUGAUGAAGAUCGGCAUCCCCAAGGUACUUUCUGUACUUGAAACCGAGAUAACCAGGCUGUUGGACAAACAGGGAUUGUACUUAUUUGACAUCUACAACCCAGAAGUGCUUCCUCUGGAUGGAUUUGUGAUCAUACAGAUGGACUUUGGGUUUCCUCAUCACCUCCUUGUUGACUUCCUCAAGAUGACACUUCAGCAAACAGGCGGUCUGCAGCAAUAAAGGCUCGAGGCAUUUUUUUCCCUAACCUCCAUUUCACAAGUAACUGGGUAAUUUAUAUGCAGUAUUGUUUAUUUUUUUUGGGUGUGAGGUUGUUGUUUUAAUUCCCCCAAAAAUCUUUCGUUAAGCAAUGUAAGAAAUAUCAAGAAGUUUUGAAAAGAGCUAAAUUUAAUCAGAAUGACCUGAAGAUGGACAUGCACGGGAGAUAAAUCUGGCAGGUGUGGAGUACUUUUGCCACCUACCUCAAAAGACUGAAUGCUGUAUUAUUAUUCUUUUUUUUUUUUUUUUGGAGGUAGACUACUCUAAGAAUUUGAAAUUUACAUGUAGUCUAUGGUGCUUCAGUUCAGUUGCACAGGAAAAGAAAUACAUAUUUCCCAAGGAGGCCUGAUUCCAUGAAUAUCUGUAAUAAACUGCUGCAGAUGUUUUAUCAA